Messenger RNA from Brassica napus (rape), 402 nucleotides. Its product is annotated as NAD(P)H dehydrogenase (quinone) FQR1-like. Gene Ontology annotation, molecular function: oxidoreductase activity. The record is from RefSeq and is a predicted model, not a curated record. NCBI's taxonomy places the organism in Eukaryota, Viridiplantae, Streptophyta, Magnoliopsida, Brassicales, Brassicaceae. Bases 1 to 402 code for a protein of 133 amino acids. The transcript has 3 exons.
AUGUAUGGCAGUCUCUCUAAAACGUUGGGUCUAACUUACCAAGAGAUUGCUAAAAUUCCCUUAGGAGAAGGAUCUAUGAGACAUGGUCAGGUCCUGGAGGUUAAUGGGGAGAAAGCAAUUGGCCAGGUACCAAAGACGCUUCCAGAAGAAGCACUCUCUAAGAUGAGCACACCACCAAAGAGUGAAUCACCAAUCAUCACUCCUGACGAACUAACUGAAGCUGAUGGGUUCGUCUUUGGAUUCCCAACAAGGUACGGCAUGAUGGCUGCUCAGUUCAAAGUCUUCUUGGACACUACCGGUGGACUCCGGAGAACUCAGUCACUUGCUGGUAAACCAGCUGGAUCUUCUACAGCACUGGCUCUCAAGGUGGUAGCCAAGAAACCACUGCGUAAGUUCCCAUGA